Molecule: messenger RNA, 2115 nt
Organism: Durio zibethinus
Lineage: Eukaryota; Viridiplantae; Streptophyta; Magnoliopsida; Malvales; Malvaceae
Gene: ADCL
Product: D-aminoacid aminotransferase-like PLP-dependent enzymes superfamily protein
Biological process (GO): carboxylic acid metabolic process
Molecular function (GO): catalytic activity
Source: RefSeq, a predicted model, not a curated record
UUGUCAGCCUUACCUAGUUUUUCACACCAACAUGAUCAGAGUUGCGAAAUGACAUGCACAGCAGCACUAAAAGCAACUGAGAUUCACACCAACAAAUCAUGACAAUCAUCUGAACAACUUCAAGAUGGUUUCUGCCAUUACUGAAUUUUUGAAGAGUUUUGAUGACCCAGUUGGCAAGUACACAAGCUCUAUAAGAAAGUGUAGUUGAAGUGUAUAUGGCUCUUUGAUGACUAGGGCUCGAAACUCUAUCGUGGUCAAUAACCUUGGUUUGUCCCCACGCGCCAUUAAAGAGUGUAGUUGUUGUACGUCAUUUCCAGCGGACAACCUCGGGCGGCACAGUUUUGUCCUUUUGAUCUGGGCUUCUCUCUCCUUGGGAAUUAGAAUCCAAGCCACUUGAACUAGAGUCAACUACUUGCUUAGCCUGUAAAAGAAACGCACAUCUUCAGUCACUCAAACAACGGAAUAUAUAGCUUCCAUGGCUUCUCUGUCAGCUUCUCCCCCAAAAUGCAUGCUCCAUAUUCCCACAACACAUGACUAUCUCUUGCAUGAUUUAUGUCUUGUUCCAAGAAAUCUUUCACUUAUGAAACAAGGGUCUCUCAGAGAAUUGAGAUUCGUUAGAAGUUCUAAUCAAACUGAACCUUUGAUUGAUUCUACUGAUAAACUAUCAGACAUUCCUCUCCUGUCUUGCUCAGAGGCUAUGGAAAGGCUAAAACAGAAGAGAGAAAACCAAAAAGGAAAGCAGCAAUUCCUGGCUAUGUACUCUAGCAUUUUUGGUGGAAUAGUGACUGAUGCUGGAGCUAUGGUGAUCCCUAUGGAUGACCACAUGGUUCAUAGAGGGCAUGGUGUCUUUGAUACUGCUGCAAUAAUGAACGGUUACCUCUAUGAAUUAGAGCAGCAUAUUGCCCGCAUUAUAAGGUCAGCAUCAAUGGCAAAAAUUGUUCUUCCAUAUGAUCAUGAGACUAUAAGAAGAAUUCUUGUACAAACUGUAAGUGCUUCUAAGUGUACAAAAGGAUCACUGAGAUACUGGAUUUCGGCUGGACCAGGUGACUUUCAACUAUCACCUUCUGGCUGUCACCAACCAGCUCUCUAUGCCAUUGUGAUUGAAGAUCAAUCUUUGUUUGAUUCAAGAGGCGUCAAAGUAGUUACGUCAUCAGUCCCCAUAAAACAUCCCCUGUUUGCCACCAUGAAGAGUGUAAAUUACCUUCCAAAUGUGCUUUCAAAGAUGGAAGCUGAAGAAAAAGGUGCAUAUGCAGCAAUUUGGCUUGAUGAAGAUGGAUUUGUUGCUGAAGGGCCUAAUAUGAAUGUGGCAUUUGUUACAAAGGAAAAGGAGCUUCUGAUGCCCAGCUUUGACAAAAUUUUGAGUGGUUGCACAGCUAAGAGAGUUUUGACUCUUGCAGAGGGACUGGUGAGAGAUGGGAAGCUUCAUGGAAUAAGAGUGGAUAACGUGAGUGUUGAGGAAGGGAAAAGAGCAGAUGAAAUGAUGCUUAUCGGCAGUGGAGUCCUUGUUCGCCCUGUAGUGCAGUGGGAUGAACAGGUCAUCGGCAAUGGCGAAGAAGGUCCUAUAACCCUGACUCUCUUGAAUUUUAUCCUAGAGGACAUGAAAUCUGGUCCCUCUUCCGUCCGAGUACCUGUUCCUUAUUGAAGCAAGCUUGAUCCAGUAUCUUGGUAUCAGAAGGUUUGACUUGAAUUUGUGAGAGGUUGUUGCCAUGAAUCUGCUUCUUGCUUGUAGGCUAUGCAGAUAGACAUAACAACUCAGUAUUCUAUAAUGCAAAGCAGUACUGUUUGUAAAUUAAACAGUUAGCUACAAUAAGCAGUGGACAUUUGUCUUCUUUUGCUUGAAAAUGUCUGGAUUUGUUCUCAUUUUCUAAUUUUGUGCACCCAAAAUUGGAGGUUGCAAAAGCACAUGUAAUCCAACAGCCAUAUAAAAACUAAUAAGCAGCAAAAAUCAGGCCUUAAAUCCAUCUGCACAUUGGCAAUGCUCAAAGUUGAAUGAUCAGCCAAAUUGUUGGGACUUGGCUGGCUGUUACUUUGUUAAACAAAAUUUGAUCUGGUAAUGAUUGUUGAAACAUGAGGAACCUGAAAUUUAGGUCUAAAAAAGCAAGUGAAGAAUCUAGU